AUGGCUGCAAUGACACUGAAUCUCUUAGAACAAAUGAUGGCAAAUGGAGACAUAACUGUGGCUGACCUUGCCAGUUUAGCAAAUACCAACAGUCAACAGGAACUCUACAACCACGAAGACAAUGCUGCCACGCCAGGCUCCGUUGAUGAGACAGGUUUUGAGGAGACAGAGACGAUCGUCUCUGUUGUCACCACCACCCCCGAGAACAACCUACAAGGCCUAGACCAGUACAAUGGCGAAGAACUACUUGCAGCCGAAUUCGACAAAGAAGUAUUUUUGGAAGAAGUCCGCAAGUACAGAUGUUUGUGGGAUAUUGCUUCCGAAGGAUACAAAAUUAGGCCCAUGAAGCAAAACGCAUGGUCAAAAAUAGGCCAGUUAUUCAACAAGGACGUGGAAUUUCUUCAGAGGCAUCUAAAAAAUCUAAAGGACAACCUGAAAAAAUGUUUGGACAAGAGGAACCGGAUGACUAGGUCUGGUGCUGCUGCAAGUUCAUUGCCUAAAUGCAAGUACUUUGAACAAAUGAGAUUUCUGCAUGAAAAAACAGCAAACAGGCCCACAGAAAGCAACAUUAUUCAAGCUGAAACAGCUUUGCAGUCUGAAGAUGUUUUGGACGGCCCAUUAGCCCCUCAGAUAUCAGUAAGGCCAGUUGUUCUGAGUGGUACAAAAAGGAAGGCAAGUGACACACCAUCCUCUUGUGGUAGUCAAGGGUAUAAGAAUCGUCAAGAAAGAUUUGAUAAUGCAAUCCUGAAAGAAUUGGAAUCCACAAAUAAUGCAAUCAAGUCAGUUGUCACUACUGAUAAUGAGGAUGAAGUUUCUCUGUAUUGCAAAAGCAUCAUUCCAAUAAUAUCAUCUUUUUCAAUUAAAAAGAAACGAUUAGCUAUGAUCAAAGUCAGCCAACUGUUGUUUGAACUUGAGUUUGAACAUGAAUAA
Molecule: messenger RNA, 930 nt
Organism: Rhopilema esculentum
Lineage: Eukaryota; Metazoa; Cnidaria; Scyphozoa; Rhizostomeae; Rhizostomatidae
Source: RefSeq, a predicted model, not a curated record